Molecule: messenger RNA, 5912 nt
Organism: Ahaetulla prasina
Lineage: Eukaryota; Metazoa; Chordata; Lepidosauria; Squamata; Colubridae
Gene: COL4A6
Product: collagen type IV alpha 6 chain
Exons: 45
Coding region: 294-5363 (1689 amino acids)
Cellular component (GO): collagen trimer; basement membrane
Molecular function (GO): extracellular matrix structural constituent
Source: RefSeq, a predicted model, not a curated record
GCCGAGGCGGCACUGCGGCUGCUUGGAGGGCGGCGCCUCCGCCCUUCGUCCCCCGCCCCCGUCGCCUCUCGGCCGCGCGGCUUCGGCGCGGAGCGAUCGCCGGGCUCCUUGCGGGGCUGUCUCCCCUGUUGCUUGGCGAGGGCGGAGACCGCUCUUCACGUGUCCUGGCCGCGCGUCCACACGACCCGCCCUUCCCCGCUUCCCUGGGGCGUGGGGUCUGGCCGCCGAAGGGGCUCCAGAGACGCGUUCUCCCGCGGGGUCCAGCCGCUGCCCCGCCGCUCGGGAAAGGCAGCAUGUUCGCCGGCGCGCCCGUGUUGCUGAUCGCCCUGUGCCUGGCAGCGCAUCCCGUCCGCGGGGGUGGGAAGAAAUUUUAUCAUGGAGUCUGUGGGGGUCGCGAUUGUACAGCCGGCUGCAAGUGCUUCCCGGAGAAAGGGGCUCGGGGUCAACCAGGGCCAAUUGGGAACCAAGGAUCAAUGGGCAUUGAAGGCUUUACUGGACCAGAGGGAGUGAGAGGACUGAAAGGAGAGAGGGGCGUAAUAGGACCUCCAGGUGCAGCUGGAACGAAGGGAGACAAGGGCCCAGUGGGUGUUCCUGGAUUCCCUGGAAUUUAUGGAGUUCCGGGACACCCCGGUCAGCCUGGACCCAGAGGUCUUCCUGGUUUAGAUGGCUGUAAUGGUACUAUUGGAAGUCCUGGUACCUCUGGAUCGGAUGGAUUCCCUGGUCCCCAAGGACCACCGGGUCAGCCUGGUCCUAAAGGCCCCAAAGGUGAACCUGUCUAUGCCCCAGGGAUUUUUAAAGGAGUGAAGGGAGAAAGAGGUCUUCCUGGGCUGGAUGGUGCUAUUGGACCUAAAGGUUUUCCAGGUCGAGCAGGCCCUGCUGGUCCCAUCGGGCUACCUGGAUUUCCGGGACCCCCAGGAUUCCCAGGAUUCCCAGGAUCUGUGGGCAGCAGUGGUCUAGUUUUCCAUGGAGAACAAGGAGAAAAAGGAGAUGUGGGGCUGCCAGGCCCAGCGGGACCUCCAUCUUCCACAGGGACAGAAGAAUUCGUUGGCUUGUCCAAAGGACAGCGAGGAGCAAAGGGGGUUCCUGGGGUCAAAGGAAUUCCAGGCCCACCAGGAGUUCCUGGACGUAUGGGUUUCUGGAGCUUUGGAGAAAAGGGAGAAAAAGGAGUGCCUGGUUUACCAGGUCCCAGGGGAGACACGGGACCGAGGGGACCUUACGGAAACGUAGGCAGAAAGGGAGUUCCGGGUGAAUCGGGAUUUCCUGGUUGGGAUGGCUCUCCAGGCGGAAAGGGUGAAUUUGGCGAUGUGGGUCCACCAGGCCCUACAGUAAUUGUUGACAUAAAUGGUGUUGUUGUAUCAGGUCCCCCUGGAGACCCUGGUACACCAGGAACCCCUGGACCUAGAGGAGAUGAGGGAAAUAUAGGUUUGCCAGGAUUUCCUGGGCAAUCGGGACGUCCUCCAACCUUUCCAGGUCUUCCAGGUUCAACCGGAGUCCCAGGGAUCCCAGGAUUUAAAGGUGACCGAGGAGACCCAGGAAGGACUACAGUUGGAUCUCCAGGCCUACCUGGGAAAGAUGGAGAUCCAGGGUUACCCGGAGCUCCAGGGUUACCAGGUGCUUCAGAUAUAAUAUACCCAGCAGGUACAAUCUUUAGAGGAGAACCUGGGGAGCCAGGUAUCCCUGGACCAAGGGGACCCCCAGGAAUCUUUGGUUUAAAAGGGUAUAAAGGGGAUGGUGGUGAUUGUGCCUGUGAUGGAGGAAUCACAAGAAUUGGCUUGCCAGGAGAGGCAGGCAGUCCUGGUCAACCUGGCAGACAAGGUGAUAUUGGACCAAAAGGACCCUUGGGGGAUCCAGGAGAUGGUAUACCAGGUCCCCCUGGACCACCAGGCUUCCUAGGUCAAUCUGGUCUUCCAGGCCUUAAAGGACAAAAAGGGGAACCAUCUUCAGUCUCAGGCAGAGGACCUCGAGGAGAUCCAGGGGAUAUUGGACUCAGGGGUCCUUCAGGGCAACCUGGAACUCCUGGUAGGGAUGGCAUUCAAGGUGUCCCAGGUCAACGUGGUCCUGCGGGUGAUGAUGGAUUUGGCUUCCCAGGGGACAAAGGUUUCCCUGGAUUACCUGGCGUAAGGGGGAAGCCUGGUGACAUUGGCCUACCUGGCAUUGGUUUUCCGGGGCCAAAUGGACGUUUUGGACCUACAGGUGAUCCAGGGAUCAGUGGCAUUCCAGGACAACCUGGACCUCCAGGGCCACCAGGAGAAAGUGUACCCUGCAUAAUCCCUGGACUCAUUGGUCCACCUGGACUUCCGGGACCUUCUGGGUUUCCAGGUUCCAAGGGUAGCAAAGGAUUUCCUGGUUUUCCAGGGCAGCCAGGUUUAAAUGGCUUAAAAGGAGAACCGGGCAUACCCGGGUUGGCUCGAUUCCCAGGAAUGCCAGGGUUUCCUGGCCCUCGUGGAGAUCCUGGUUCAAAAGGACGACAAGGAGUUGAUGGGGCAGAUGGGCUGCCGGGUCCGGAAGGCUGUCCCGGUUUGGUUGGCCCAAAUGGAUCCCCUGGUGAUGUGUUUGGGGCUGAACCAGGGCCCCAAGGAGAACCUGGGUUACCUGGCUUACCAGGAGAUAACGGCUUUCCUGGAGAUUUUGGCUUUCCUGGAACACCAGGUUUGGAUGGGAAGCCUGGCCUGUCAGGUAGAAAAGGAGGACGUGGGGAGCCGGGUCUUCCAGGCUUUGAUGGACUUCAAGGACCACCAGGACCAGGAGGUCCCUUUGGCAUCAAAGGAAAACCAGGUCCGGCGGGAACAAUCGGCCUUCCAGGAUCACAAGGACUUCCUGGAACAAAAGGACCAAGAGGAGACGCUGGUUCACCAGGUCCCGCCGGCAUGAAAGGUUUCCCAGGUCUCGAUGGCCUGCCAGGACGGCCCGGAGAACAAGGAUUGCCUGGACCUCCAGGUCUCUGGGGCCCAGAAGGAACUUCAGGUUUUCCAGGCUCAAAAGGUGAAAAGGGCUCAGUGGGCAUGGUCGGUUUUCCUGGGAUGCCGGGGCCACCUGGGGUCCCUGGCUUGGAUGGCCUGAAAGGAACUUCUGGUGCACCAGGAAGAAAUGGAAACCCUGGAUUUUCUGGCUUGCCUGGCCUCAAAGGGGACAGAGGUGUCCGUGGUCCACCAGGACCUCCCAUUUUCAGACCUCCAGGUCUGAGCCUCAGAUUCAAAGGGAACCGAGGAGAUCCUGGAUUGGUGGGACAGAGAGGAUUUCCAGGGCCAAGAGGAGAAAAAGGAGCCCCAGGUAUCCGGGGGCAGCCUGGGCUUCCAGGGAGAGCUGGAUCACCAGCUAGAGAGAAAGGACUGCCGGGAGACGCAGGUUUUCCAGGAACGUUUGGUCCUCCUGGGCUAUUGGGACAAAAGGGAUCUCGUGGCAUCUCGGGGUUUCCUGGAAUGCCUGGGGGAAGUGGUGCUGAAGGUAUUCCAGGCUCCCCUGGUGCCCCAGGAAUUACCGGAUUGCGUGGUCCAAAAGGUGACCGUGGGGAAUCCCGAGGAAUCCCAGGUGGUGUGGGACCUAAGGGCCAACGAGGCGACCGAGGGUUUUCAGGUAUACCGGGUGUCCAAGGAACGAAAGGUGACCCAGGAUAUCCAGGAGGUCUCGGGCUAAAUGGACAGAAGGGUGCACCAGGUAACCCUGGACAAGAUGGACCACGAGGCUUCCCUGGAUCUGGUGCUUCAAGGGGCAACCCAGGUUUUCCAGGUAAUCCUGGGCAACGUGGAGCUCCAGGAUUUCCUGGAGCUCCUGGCACGGCAGGACCAAAAGGAUUCCCAGGAUUCCCAGGACUGACCGGCUUAAAUGGCUUACCGGGCACCAAAGGGUCUCCUGGAAAACAAGGCCUGAGUGAAAGUGGACUACCUGGAUCGGCAGGAAUUCCAGGUGUCAAAGGUCAACGAGGUGACCCAGGUUUCCAGGGUGGAGCUCCUGGCCUUCGUGGACCAAAAGGACCUGCAGGAGAAAUGGGUCUUCCUGGAAGCCCAGGUUUCACUGGUGUGCGAGGCCCCCCUGGCAUCUCUGUGCCUUCAAGAGUUCCUGGGAAGCCUGGUGAUGCGGGACGUCCUGGAGAAGAUGGGCUGCCAGGCUUCCAAGGACCUCUUGGGCCACCAGGGCCACCGGGCCCAGCCUUCAAUCAAGGUGAUCGAGGUAAUCCAGGCCCCCCCGGUCCUUCGGGCUUUCCAGGCCUCAAAGGCAAUGCAGGCAUCCCCGGACUUAAUGGAUUCCCUGGUGCAUCAGGUUUCAAAGGACUCAGAGGGGACCCAGGUUUCAUGGGAAUGCCUGGGAAAGAUGGACCGCUGGGUGAUCCAGGUUUCCCUGGGCCAAAAGGCAAAGCAGGCCUUCCAGGUUUUCCUGGGCUGCAAGGAGCUCCAGGCCUAACCCAACCACCAAAAGAAGUCAGAGUUCCUCCUGGCUUACCCGGAUUACCUGGAAAUAAUGGCAACCCUGGUUUAAAUGGAGACCCUGGCUUCCAAGGGCAAACUGGACCACAAGGUCCAAAAGGAAAAGCAGGCAUACCUGGCCAGGUGGGAUAUAAUGGCUUACCAGGUCCUUCUGGUGUGGUAGGAGACCCAGGUUCUGCAGGAACUCCAGGGCUACCAGGAUUUGAAGGACGUCCUGGGAAUCCAGGUCUGGCUGGGCUGCCUGGGAUGCCAGGUCGCAGUGUUGGGGUUGGCUAUACCUUGGUGAAACAUAGCCAGUCGGACCAGAUCCCACCCUGCCCAGUGGGCAUGAACAAACUCUGGGAAGGCUACAGUUUGCUGUAUGUGGAGGGCCAGGAGAAGUCCCACAAUCAAGAUCUGGGUUUUGCUGGCUCCUGCCUGCCUCGCUUCAGCACCAUGCCUUUUAUUUAUUGCAACAUCGACGAAGUGUGCUACUACGCCAGCCGCAAUGAUAAAUCCUAUUGGCUUUCCACCACCGCUCCAAUACCCAUGAUGCCUGUCAGCAGCUACCAAAUCGCCCAGUACAUCAGUCGCUGCUCAGUGUGCGAAGCACCAUCCCAAGCUGUGGCUGUCCACAGCCAGGACAUCACCAUCCCGCAAUGUCCCGAAGGCUGGCGAAGUCUCUGGAUUGGCUACUCCUUCCUCAUGCAUACGGCUACUGAAGGCGGUGGCCAGUCCCUGGUCUCUCCCGGAUCCUGCCUAGAGGACUUCCGUGCCACGCCUUUCAUUGAGUGCAACGGUGCCCGAGGAACGUGCCAUUACUUUUCCAACAAGUACAGCUUUUGGCUGACCACGGUGGAGGCAACCCAACAGUUUGCUGUCUCUCCCAUCUCCGAAACGCUGAAAGCGGGCCAGCUCCGGACACGGGUGGGACGGUGCCAAGUCUGCAUGAAAAAUUUGUAGCAAAGGCCUGGAUGUGAGACCUUAUUCCUCUAAGACCAAGAAAUUAGCAUUUGUGUCCCAGCUGGGCAAUUGACAUCUUCCCAAAUCUCCCCAGAGCCCUCUUGUCUCCAUCAAAAUAUGGUGCUAUCUUUCCCACUUGUUUUUAUCUUCCUGGCUACCUCAAAGUCCUUUUCUGCCUUCCCAACUACCACAUUCUCUUGGCUUUGAUGAACUAAACUGAUUUUCACAAAAUACACAGAUCUUGAGCAAAGAUUUCUUCUUGAGAUUAUGAUCGUAAGGUCGUUCCGUGUUAAGGAUUUAAGACAUGUCAGGACUUUCACAAAUGUUUUUGCCUGCAUGCACACACUCCUCUUCUAAUCAUGUUCCUCAUUCAUAUUCAUCUUAAAUUAGCUGCUUAUUUAACAUAGUUAACUGUCUAAAAGUGUAUCUGUUCUAUGAUCGGUGAUAUGAUCAGAUUUGAAGGUUCAGGUUUGUGAAAUAGUUAACUACAUUGAUCAAAGCCUGCCUGGCAAUCUAUUAAACAGUGAAGUGACAAUAAAAUAAACAAAA